Dryobates pubescens (Downy woodpecker) is the source of this 3940-nucleotide messenger RNA. RefSeq names its product FKBP prolyl isomerase family member 15 (gene FKBP15). Gene Ontology annotation, molecular function: peptidyl-prolyl cis-trans isomerase activity. The transcript is spliced from 30 exons. The record is from RefSeq and is a predicted model, not a curated record. Gene Ontology annotation, cellular component: growth cone. NCBI's taxonomy places the organism in Eukaryota, Metazoa, Chordata, Aves, Piciformes, Picidae. Bases 93 to 3854 code for a protein of 1253 amino acids.
CCCGCGCCGCCGCCGUCCCGCCGCGGCCGCAAAGUGCGCCGGUGCCGGACAGAGCGUUUACGACAUCGCGGGGCGGCGGCGGGUCCCUGAUCAUGUUCGGGGUGGCGGCAGAGGAGGACGACGCGGAUUUCCUGUCCCCUGCCAGCGGUGCCAGGCUGGCCUCUCUCUUUGGUCUGGACCAAACAGUCUCAGGCCAGGGAAAUGAAUUCUUCCAGUACACUGCACCAAAGCAGCCUAAGAAGGCUCAGACUGCAGCUGCAGGUCCUGCAGCCCAGAAGGCUCCUGUGGCCCCAGCAGCCUCGGCAGCACCAUCAGUGUUUGUGGCCACCGCCGUGCACGCUUACCGCUAUACAAAUGGGCAGUACUUGAAGCAAGGCAAGUUUGGAGCAGCUGUGGUGGGGAACCAUGCUACUAAAGAGUACAGGAUCCUCCUUUACAUCAGUCAGCAGCAACAGAUCACAGCUGCGAGGAUCCACCCCGGCUUCGUUCUGACGGUUCAGCCCAACAAUUACAGCACCUUCUAUGAUGAUCAGAGACAAAACUGGUCCAUCAUGUUUGAGUCAGAGAAGGCAGCAAUGGAUUUCAGCAAGCAGGUCUGCAUUGCCAAGUUCAACAGCUGCCCAGCUCUUGACUCUGUGCUCUGCCAGGAUCUCCUGCUUGGGGAAGGGCAGGCAGCAGAAGGAGGAGACUCUCUGGAGGUGGCCUAUACAGGUUGGCUGUUCCAGAACAAUGGCCUUGGACAGGUGUUUGACUCCAACGUCAGCAAAGACAAGCUGCUGAGGCUGAAGCUGGGAUCUGGCAAGGUCAUCAAGGGCUGGGAAGAAGGAAUGGUGGGGAUGAAGAAAGGAGGCAGAAGGUAUCUGAUCAUCCCUCCAGCCUGGGCCUACGGCGCGCAGGGCGUGCCGGGCCGUGUGCCGCCGGACUCCACGCUGGCCUUUGAGGUGGAGGUGCGCAGGGUGAAGCUGGUGAAGGAAUGCCCUGCUGUGGAUGGACAGAGUGUUAGCUCAAGGGAUUCUGCAGCACCCUCUCCAGUACCCAGUGCAGAUGGCUUCUCUGCAGACACUGGCUUGCUGCCUCCAUCUAGCAUACCUCCAAAGCCUGGGGAGCCAGCUGUCCGGGCCAAGUCCAACUCCAUCAGUGAGCAGCUGGCAAAUCCAGACGUGGCGAAGGCCAAGCUGAUCUCUCGGAUGGCCAAGAUGGGGCAGCCCAUGCUGCCUUUCCUGGCUGGGACAGCAGGCAGCCAGCUGGACUCCAGUGACUCAGAAAUAGAGGAUCCAAACACACUGAGGGUGGCAGCACAGCCAGUGGCUUCAUCUGCAGUGAGACCAUCACAGCCUGCUCAUGCAGUACUGCCCACAGUGUCCACACAAGUACCUCCAGUGUCUGGUUCCACAGCCCCAGUGUCUUCUGCUGCUCUGAUACCUGCAACCAUCCAGCCCCAUGCAGCUGUGCCUGGAGGAGCACAGGGCUUUCAGGCAUAUCCAGGAGUGGCAUUUGCUUACCCCCAGACUGCUGCAUCUGCUUCCCAGCUCCAGCCUGUAGGACAGAUGUAUCCUGCACCUUACCAAGCCCCUGGGGAUGUCACCUCCUUUUUGAUGACAGAAGCUCGGCAGCACAACACUGAGAUCCGAAUGGCUGUGAGCAAAGUGGUGGACAAGAUGGAUCACCUGGCUGCCAAGGUGGAGGAGCUGAAGAAACAAACCACUGUUAACAGCUCCCUGCUGCCUGGGAUCUCCUCAGUGACCAUGGAAGCCUCCAUGCUCAUGGGCAACAUCCAGCGCAUCAUCCAGGAGAAUGAGAGGCUGAAGCAAGAGAUCUUUGAGAAGAGCAGCCGGAUCGAGGAGCAGAACGAGAAGAUCAGCGAACUGCUAGAGCGCAACCAGAGGUACGUGGAGCAAAGCAACCUGCUCAUGGAGCAGAGGAACCACUCCCUGCAAACCACCACAGAGAGCACCCAGGCAAGAGUGCUGCAUGCAGAGCAGGAGAAGCACAUGCUGCCAGUGGAUCAGGGCUGGGACCAGGCCAAAGUUGCAGAGGAGCUGGCAGGUGCCACAGCCCAGGUUUCCCAGCUGCAGCUGGAGCUGACUGCCCACCAGAAGAAGGAGAUGGAGCUGCGGAAGCAGCUCUCUGCUGCUCUGCAGGAGGCAGAGCGACAGGAGGCACAGCUCAACAAGCUGCAGGCCCAGCUAGCAGAGCUGCAGGAGGCCUCUGAGGACACCCAGGGCAGACUCAAAGCGGAGAAGCAGAGCCGCAAGCAGCUGGAGGUGAAGGUCACAGCCCUGGAAGAGGAGCUCACAGACCUCAGGCUGGAGAAGGAGACUCUAGAAAAGAACCUGGCAGAGAGGAAGAAGAAAUCCCUGUCAGAGAGGGCUCAGGCAGAGGAGGAGAUGGAGGAGCUGCGCAGAUCCUAUCAGCAGGAGCUGGACAAGCUCAGGCAGCUGCUGAAGAAGGCAAGGACCUCAACAGACCAGGCAGCAGCAGAGCAGCUGACUCUCAUCCAGGCAGAGCUGGAAUCCCAGUGGGAGGCCAGAUGUGAGCGGGCCCUGGCCUCAGCCAAGGAGCAGCACCUCAGGCAGUACCAGGAGGUGUGUGAGCAGAGGGAUUCCCUGCAGCAGCAGAAGGCCCAGCUGGAAGAGAAGCUUGCAGCUCUGAGACAGUCCAAAGGAGCAGAGGAGCAGCAGCUGGCAGAGCUGCAGCAACGUGUGGAGCAGCUGGAGCCACUCCAGCAGAAGUGCACAGCCCUGCAGGCUGAGCUGGUGCUGCUGAGGGCUGGCUAUGAGGAACGCAUCCAAGAGCUGGGGAGGCAGCAGGGUGGAUCUUCAGCUGCAGGCCUCACAGAAGAAGUGAAGAGGAUCAUGAAUGCUGUCUUCCAGGCCCUGCGGGGCGAGUUCGAGCUGGAGGAGGCCUACAGCGGCAGGGCGGUGCUGGGGCUUGUCAUGAGCACCAUCAAGACUGUGACCCUGCAGCUGCUCAGCAGGCAGCAGCAGAAACCAGGUGGUGACAGUGACCAGGAGGAAUCAGAAGCAGCAAGAGAGGAGGGACCAGCUGGAGCACAGGGGGACCAGGAGGAGCCUGUGCAGCACAGCCCAGCACGGAGUGCAGCGCUCCCAGCUGGUGCUGAGGAGCCAGCUGCAGGCCCCACGGUGUCUGAGCAGGACAGCAGCUCUGCUCCUCCCUCUGCCAGGCCCAGAACCCCUGAGCAGGAGCAGGCAGCACGGAGCAGUGGGGUGGCAGAAGAGGAGCAGGGCCAGGGGAAGCCUCUCUCUUCCACAGCCACAUCCUGCCUGGGCCCUGCUGAGGAGCCUGUGCUUGCAGGAGAGCCUCUUGCUGAGGGGGAGGGCAGCUCUGGCCCAGCUGAGCACAGCCAGGGCUGGCCCACUGAGGCUGAACACAGGCCCUCUGGAGCAUCUUUGCAGGCAGAAGCUGCAGAGCAUUCUGUCCUGGAAGCCAAGCCAGGAGCAGCAGAUGAGGCAGGGCUUCCAGCAAAGCCAGCCAGGGAGCCUCUGGAAGGUUUGGAGCCCCCUCCCCUAAAUGGUGAGGGAGAGAACUGCACAGAUCCCUUGGAUGGAGCCAGCUCUGAGGAGAAGCCUGCUGCAGUGUCCAGCACAGCACAGCUGAGCUCAGCUGUCACCAGAGAAACCCCAGGAGAGCAGGGCCUGGGCUCCAGCCCCAGGCACAGAGAGUCCAGCCUCUUCCAGGAUGACAACUUCUUUGCAGCAGCAUCUCCCAGGCCACCCAAGCCUCCAGCUGCCUCUGAGGAGGAGGAUGAAGAGGAAGUGAGCAUGAAGGGUCGUCCCCCUCCGGCCCCACUCUUUGGGGAUGAUGAUGAUGAUGAUCUGGACUGGCUGGGAUGAAGGACUGGCUGGGGAGCCUGGGAGCCCUCUCCUCUGGGCACUCCUCUCUGCACUUGGCACUGGGCUGCCUGCAUGGGACACUUGUG